GGUCCGGGUCUUCCAGCCGCCCGCUCCUCUCCACUGAACUCCAACCCCCGCGCUCUCUAUCAGCAUCUCAUUCCUGUCUCAAUAUGUCUCAAGAUGGCGGCCAAUGCAGGAUCGAUGUUUCAAUAUUGGAAGCGCUUUGACUUACAACAACUACAGAAAGAAUUAGACACCACCGCCACACAGCUUGCCAGCAGACAGGACGAGAGCGAGCAGUCCAGGAAGAAACUCAUCGACCUGAGCCGUGAAUUCAAGAAGAACACUCCAGAGGAUUUACGGAAACAGGUUGCCCCCUUGCUUAAGAGCUUCCAAGGAGAGAUUGAUGCCUUGAGUAAGAGAAGUAAAGAAGCAGAGGCCGCCUUCUUGAACGUGUACAAGAAAAUAAUCGAUGUCCCAGAUCCCGUACCUGUGCUGGAGCUGGCUCAGCAGCUGCAGCUGAAGCUCCAGAGGAUGCACGACAUUGAGACAGAGAACACUAAACUUCGAGAGACACUGGAGGACUACAACAAAGAGUUUGCGGACGUUAAAAACCAAGAGGUGACCAUUAAGAACUUGAAGGAGAAGAUCCGUGAGUACGAGCAGUCUUUGAAGAAUCAAGCUGAGAACCUGGCUCAAGAAAAGCAGCUCCAGCUACACAACGACUAUGCAGAGAAGGAGAGGAAACUCCAGGAGAGCCAAGACUCCAUGUCCUCAAGGUUGGAGGAGGCCGAACACAAGGCCCAGUCCCUACAGACAGCACUUGAAACAACUCAGGCCGAGCUCUUUGAUUUGAAGACAAAGUAUGACGAGGAAUCCACAGCAAAGGCCGAUGAGAUUGAGAUGGUGAUGACAGAUCUGGAAAGAGCCAAUCAGCGAGCGGAAACCGCUCAGAGGGAGGCGGAGUCGCUCCGGGAGCAGCUGUCCUCGGGUUCCCAGUCCCAGCAGCUCGGCAGCCCGGCCAAGGCCGACCCCAACGCGGAGCAGCCGGCUGAGGCUGAGGCAUCCCACUCGAAUCUGGAGGCGGAGCUCAGGGCCAAAGAAAGGGAGACCGCCCAGCUGGUGGAAGAUGUCCAGAGACUGCAGGCCAGCCUGACCAAACUCCGAGAGACCACCAGCUCCCAGAUCUCACAGCUGGAGCAGCAGCUGAGCAGCAAGUCUGCAGUUCUCAAGGAACUGGAGGAGAAACUGCAGAAACAAGCCGAUUAUGAGGAGGUUAAGAAGGAGCUGAGCAUCCUCAAGGCUAUGGAGUUCGGGUCAUCUGACUCCGUGCAGGACUCGUCCAAACCCCUGGAGGUACUGCUGCUGGAGAGGAACCGUAGUCUUCAGUCGGAGAGCGCCGCUCUGCGCAUCGCCAACACCGAGCUGAGUGGGUCAGCCGGGCGAAAAGGGACAGAAGAGUCCGCAACGAAGGAGGAGACCAUGCCCGGCGACUCCUCUUCCUCGCCCCCUCCUCCCCCUCCCUCUCUUCCCUCGUCCUCUCAGCUGCCCCUGUCUCGCUCUCACACGGACCCCCUCAACACUGCCACCACCACCAGCAGCAGCAGCAGCAGCGAAACACACCCUUUCACUCCCACGGGCAUUGGGCAGGACUUCUACUCCCCCGUGUUCCCUUUGGUGGGUGGUAAGAUGGCUUUGAACUCCCUGAUUCAGCGGCAGCUGCUCCAGACCUUUUACUCCAAAGCCUUGCAGGAGUCGUCUGGAAUCCCCAGUGGGGCGCUACUGUUCACCCCCUUCACCCCCACCCUCAGCUCCAUCCCUACCUCCACCCCAGGCUCAGGGUCCGCCGCCAUCCCCCUGGCGGCCAGCAGCCCCCAGCCGCCCCCGGCCAGCCCCGACAUGGCCCCCGUCAACGGGAGCAGCACGGCCGGCAGCGCCCCGUCCCCGUCGCCCAGCCACUCCGACGCCACCACGGGGAGCGUCCUGGACGGCGAGGACAUGGACACGGCGGAGAUUGCCCGGCAGGUGAAAGAGCAGCUGAUCAAGCACAACAUUGGCCAGCGCGUGUUUGGCCACUACGUGCUGGGACUGUCCCAGGGCUCCGUCAGCGAGAUCCUGGCCAGACCGAAGCCCUGGAACAAGCUAACCAUCCGUGGGAAGGAGCCCUUCCACAAGAUGAGGCAGUUCCUCGCCGACGAGCAGAACAUCCUUGCACUGCGCAGCAUCCAGGGGCGGCAAAGAGAGGGCUCAGGCCAGCCCCAGCUUAGCCGAGUGUUUCAGGAUGCUCCGAAGCGGAGAACCCUCUCCGAUACAGCUUCACACACAGGUAACAUCACGGCUCGUGUCCGCACCCCAGAGGCAGGUUCAGACGAGGCCAUCAAGUCUAUUCUGGAGCAGGCCAAAAGAGAGCUGCAGGUGCAGAAAGCUGAUCUGUCCCACGCUCAGCCGUCGUACACAGGACUGAAAGGAGGGGGUGGAGGUGGACUGGGAAGUGGAGGGGGCAGCGGAUCAGACGAAGCGAUCCGCUCCAUCUUAGAGCAAGCCCGCAGAGAAAUGGAGGCCCAACAGGCUGCGCUGGAGCCCAUUCUCAAAGCCUCAUCCUCGUCUUCCUCCUCGGCCUCGCUGUCCCAGAGGGACCUCCUGGGCUCCCCGCUCACAGCCCCCCUCCCUCCCUACAACCCGCUGGCGCUUUCCCUCAAGAAGCCUCCCAAUUCGCUCUUGUCCUCGCCCUCGUCCCCGUCUCCAGUCCUGGACUUCAGCUCCAGCGUGAAGCGAGAAGGCCGAGCUUCUUCGGGGAUCGACAUGUCCGCCGACGGAGCUCUCAGACUCGGCCGGAGCUCUGAGAGCUCGGGCCGCUCGGGGAGCGCCGGAGGAGUGGGUUACUGGAGGGAGCAGUGGUGGAGCAACAUGCAUACAGACACUCGAAGAAGCUUCUCUGUGCAGACAGGAGAGGACAACCAUAACCAGGAAGACUCCAAAGAGGGAAUACUGAGUGACAGUCUGUCUCGACACAAACCGUGGAACAAGUUGAACCAGAGGAGCAGAGAGCCAUACCUCUGCAUGCAGCCAUGGCUGAACGGAGACCAGGGCCAAAACACACACACCCAGCAACCUCAGAACCAAGAGGGUACUCCCAAGACGUCAGCGAGCUGCAGCCCGGCCCCCGAGUCCCCGCUCAGUUCGGCUGAGGAGUCCGUCAACGGUCUCGCCGGGGAUCCGCUCGCCUCGCAGUCCUCCGGUCUCAAGCCUGCGUCUGAGGACCCCUCGGGCGGGGAGUCCCAGCCCGGAACCCCGCUCCCCGUACCAGGUCACUCGGGUCUCAGCAUCCAGGAGAUGGUCGCAAUGUCUCCUGAGCUCGAUACUUACGCCAUCACCAAGAAGGUUAAGGAGGUGCUCACUGACAACAACCUCGGCCAGCGUCUGUUUGGGGAGACGAUCCUGGGUCUGACUCAGGGUUCAGUCUCAGACCUGCUGGCCAGGCCCAAACCCUGGCACAAGCUGAGCCUGAAGGGUCGGGAGCCCUUUGUCCGCAUGCAGCUCUGGCUCCAGGACCCUCAGAGCGUGGAGAAACUCAUGCACAUGAAACGCCUGGAAAAGAAAGCAUACAUGAAGAGGCGACUGAGCUCCCUGAGCGACGGACACUCUGUGGACGGAGCUUUGGCGGGGUCAGACUACGUGCAGGGCUCACAGAGUCCCGGGCAGCAGCAGCUGAAGAAGCCCAGAGUGGUGCUGGGCCCCGAGGAGAAGGAGGCCCUGAAGAAGGCCUACCAGCAGAAGCCCUACCCCUCCCCCAAAACCAUUGAGGAGCUGGCCUCCCAGCUCAACCUGAAGACCAGUACUGUUAUCAACUGGUUCCAUAAUUACAGGUCACGUAUCCGACGGGAGCUCUUUAUAGAGGAGAUCCAGGCAGCUGGAGGGGUAGGGCCUGGCAGCGAGGGGGGGUCUCCCUCCCUGCGUGGGUCCAAAUCAGGCGAGGGGGACAGCUGUGAUGGGACAGAAUCGGAGGGCACGGCGGAGACACGCCAGGGACUCGGCAUCGGCCUGGAGGAUCACAGAGGAGCAUGCAAAGACCACGACAUGGAGGCCGAGUCUGAAGCAGGGGGAUCUAAUAGCUCCCCCACUCAGUUAGACUGCGUCACCUCAGGCUUAUCCGGCCCGGGCUCCAGCUGCGGACAAGCUGGACUGGGGCUCUUCAGCCUCACAGAGGCGUCCUCCAGUAGCUCGGCCUCUAGUACUAACAUCCCAGCCUCUGGCCCCGUCAGAAACCCUAGGGACAACAAUCUGCGCAAGAAGAAAGCAGCCAAUCUCAAUAACAUCAUCCACAGGCUGGAGAAGGCUGCCAGCAAAGAGGAUCCCUCAGAGUGGGAGUUCUAGCUCCCCCCUGACCAUCCCUCAUCCCUCUCGUCUCAUAACCUCACAACCUCUAACCUUGGACCCCUCCUGCUCUGUUCCAGUUGGAGAGUGGACACAGCCAAAGUCAAGCUCAGCAGCCAUUUUUAUUACAUAGAAGCUUUCCAAAAAAAAAAAAAAAAAAACAGAGGAAAGGAGCAGAGAGUGGUUGGCAAAACCCUUAAAAAGAAGAUUUACUGAAUACACAGAAGAACAAAAUAAGAGAACUUGAGUGUCUCUCCUGUUUUUUUAAACUGAGUUUUGUUUUUGUACUGAGAUAAGCACUUAGCCGUCCUGCUGGCCUCUGGCCCUGCUGUACCUCCCCCCUAUCACCAGCCACUGGUGCACCAGACUGGUUAGUCCUGAGCUGGGGUCUGACCCACAGCUGGGGUUGAAACCUGGACUCAGUAAACACAGGCAAGGCCUGACACAGCAGCUGUCACAGUGAUAGACACUGAUAGAUGAUAGAUAGAGACAGGAACUCUCUUACAAGAACUCUCACUUUCUUAAAGGAGAUUUUUUCCGCUCUUCUUCUCACCUCCCAAGUGUCCACAAACCUCCCCUCACUCAGUGAGACGCCUCAUUUUUCACACUGUAGAGUGACUGUUACAAACCCUUUGCCUUUUUCACUCACUGCGUGUGUGUGUAUGUAUGUAUGUAUGUGUGUGUGUGUGUACAUUAGGGGUUGUGUCAGUGUGCACCUGUGUGUGUGUAUGUGUGUAUGUAUGUGUGUUUGUUUGGAAACACACCCAAAAAGUGGUGUGUCCGUGUGCUCUCUUCUCAAUGGCAGCAUGUUUUCUUCUUUAUCUCACUCCUACACUCUUACGAGGGUAGUGGAAGGCCUGCUGGCUGAGCUGCCAUGGUUACUGAUGUAAGAAAGAUGAACUUUGACCUCGUGUGUCCCAUAUCCUAUCCUGCUGACAGCCAUGUGAUGGCCAGAAGGAUCCGUAAUUCCUCGCAAAUACACACACUCAUCUGAAGAGGAAGGAAAGAAGGAACCCUCUUUUUGCCUCCUUUAAGCCCUUCUUUUUAGGACGAAGGAUGAUCUCUUCUUUUUUUAAUAUUGCAAUUUGGUUGCCAAUAAGAGAUUGCACAGUCUUUUUGACUCUAAAGAGUACAAAAUAGGGAAUCUUAGGAACCAUUUUUGAUUAGUACACGAAUAAGAACAGACAAUACGAGUGUAAGGAGUAACACAAGAAAGCAAAUUAGAAUGGAAAGAUGUUGCAUUGUUUAAAAUACAAUACGAUGAAUCCACGUAGUACUGUAGCUGUCUGACAUGGUGAUACUAUGUGUGUGUCCUGUUUUAGGUUGUGCAUGUCACAGCUUGACCCGGCACUGGACCUGCCGGGGUGUGUGUGUGUGUGUGUGUGUGUGUGUGUGUGUGUGUGUGUGUGUGUGUGUGUGUGUGUGUGUGUGUGUGUGUGUGUGUGUGUGUGUGUGUGUGUGUGUGUGUGUGUAUAUAUGAGUGUGUGUCUGAAACACCGGCAAAUUAUCUCUGUUCACAAACACAUCUUUUUAUAGGCCAAAUCAGGAAGAGUGCAUGUGAGAGAUUGUGUGUGACUGUGUAUAUGUGUGUGUGUGUGUGUGUGUGUGUAUAUGUGUGUGUGUGUGUGUGUGGAGUGCACUUGUUAUUGCCUGCAUGUAAGACAGGGUCGAGGUCAAUUCACUCACAAUCAGACGUAAUGAUGAACUUGUUGACUGAAAACUGGGUUUCAAAUGAACGAACUGCUGCACGCGGACUGAUCUGCCGUGGACGUGAAUUCGCCCCCACCCUGGUGCGAGUAGUCUCCGCUCUCCUCCAGUCUAUCCUGUAUCCAGGGAUGUAAGUCUUUUUGCAUUGAAUUCUACUGUAUACACUACAAAUUCUAAGGCAUAUCACCUCCUCCCUGUCCCACACAAGCCCUCAGUGCCUGUCAGCCCACUGCCUCCCCUUUAUGUGUGUGUGUGUGUGUGUGUGUAUGUGUGUGCAUGGAUGCAUGCACACGCAUGCCUGUCGAUACAUGCGUGUGGACAAGUGUGUGUGUGCGUGAUCGAGGAGUGUUCAGUGUUUCCAAUGAGUGGGGUCAUAUUUCGUAUCUACUUGCACACACUACUAGUGCACAACUGACACCCUUCUUUAAGCUGUUUGAUGCGUUACCAUUACAUUAAUCUUCUCACAAAGUAGUGUAAUACUAUGAUUUACUGUAGCUUGGUUUUAUUGCUAUUUUGCAUUUAUAGUUUGGUUUUUAUUCUGCUUAUUUAUAGGUGCUGUAUUUUUUUUUCAUUUAAUGUCUUAUCAUUUGAGUUGUCUAUUUUUUAAGGGAUUAUACUGUUCCUGAGGGCAAGUAACAUUUUUAUUAGACGUAUAGACUGCCGGCAGUAUUGGUUAAUAUUUACAAAGAUGUACUAGUUCUCAUUUGUUUGUAUAUUCAUGAAUCCUAAAGUUUAGUGUCAUUUCAAUAGCUUUUUAAAAUGUGUUUGCUACAGUUCAUGCUCCCGUAAGCAUAAAGCUCUUACCACAACUGUUUAUGCUCUUAAAAUUGCUAGCUAGAGAAUCAAAGGACAUAUCAAGAUUGGUGAAUAUAUGAUAGCAUAUCUCUUUUCCUGUUUUCUACUCUCCGAUACAACUUUUUUUUUUCUUCUUCUCGUUUUAUUUUUAGGGCAAGCCCUGUACUAACAGGGCAUGCAGCUUUCUUCUGAUAGAGUUCGCCCACUCAUUAAUCACAUCAACUUAAUUAACCGGUCCAAAUUUGUUACGCGUUUUGUCAAAUAGGUCAAAUGAAAUUACCUAAACUUGAGAACACAUGUUAACUUGAAAGAGGUCAUAUCUGCCAAAUUGAGAUUAGAGAAGUGUACCAGCGAGCAGGUGUGCUACGCCAGAUCGAGCAGAAAUAGCCAGCCUAUGAUUAUGCAGAAUUUCUAUUGCAGUUAGUAACAAAGCACUUAUUAGGAUCUUUUUGAGAUGAAAACCUAGGACAGGGUCUGUAAACACUACAACAGAGUACGAUCCCAGGGUCCUGGGAAGUGUUUGCCUUUUUUUUUUUUUUUUUUUUUUUAAGCGGUUGUGAACCAAGCACAGACUCUUAUCCACAUCCUAACACUAAAGGAAAAAAAAAAGAAAAA
Molecule: messenger RNA, 7404 nt
Organism: Salarias fasciatus (jewelled blenny)
Lineage: Eukaryota; Metazoa; Chordata; Actinopteri; Blenniiformes; Blenniidae
Gene: cux1b
Product: cut-like homeobox 1b
Exons: 23
Coding region: 94-4287 (1397 amino acids)
Biological process (GO): intra-Golgi vesicle-mediated transport; regulation of transcription by RNA polymerase II
Cellular component (GO): Golgi membrane; nucleus
Molecular function (GO): DNA-binding transcription factor activity, RNA polymerase II-specific; RNA polymerase II transcription regulatory region sequence-specific DNA binding
Source: RefSeq, a predicted model, not a curated record